GUCAAUCUUUCUCCUUUUUAUCGCUUUUUUUUUUUUUUUUUAAAUCCAUCUUUUCUCUCUCCCUUAGCCAAACCCCCCCAUAAAUUGGAGUUGAUCCUUUGGGCUUUUUGCUCACUCCAAAGUUGGAAAACAGAGCCGGAACAAUAUUUUCCUUUUCUUGUUUUUCUAUCUCUUUUCCUCUCCCUCAUCCUCAUCACCUUCAAUUCUUUAUCAAAAGCUUGUUGUAUUUUUUUCUUAAUUUUUGUGUUUGGUACUGAUGGCAGAUAGUUCUGAAACUAACGGUAACCAUGUCGUGAAUGUAUGCGAAGCCUCCAAUAACAAUCCUCCUCAGUGUGCUCCCAAACCCAAGAAUGAACCAAGUCUGUAUACCUCUGUUCCUUUCCUGCAAAAGCUGAUUGCAGAGGUUGUGGGAACGUACUUCCUGAUAUUCGCCGGAUGUGCAUCGGUGGUGGUGAAUUUGGACAUGGAUAAGGUUGUGACUCUACCGGGAAUUUCAAUUGUCUGGGGACUGGUUGUGAUGGUUAUGGUCUACUCUCUUGGACAUAUCUCUGGUGCCCAUUUCAACCCUGCUGUCACUAUUGCUUUUGCUAUUACCAAAAGAUUUCCAUGGAAACAGGUACCACCUUAUGUAGUGUGUCAAGUACUUGGAUCAACGCUAGCAAGUGGUACUCUUAGGCUCAUUUUCAAUGGCAAACAAAACCAUUUUGUUGGAACACUUCCUUCUGGAACAGACCUCCAAGCAUUUGUGAUUGAAUUCAUCAUCACAUUCUACCUCAUGUUUGUUGUUUCCGGUGUUGCUACCGAUAACCGGGCGAUUGGGGAGCUUGCUGGUCUCGCUGUCGGCUCUACCGUGCUUCUUAAUGUGAUAUUUGCAGGACCAAUUACAGGAGCAUCCAUGAAUCCAGCAAGAAGCUUAGGUCCUGCGCUUGUUCAUCACCAAUAUAAGGGACUGUGGAUUUACAUUAUAUCACCAAUUCUUGGGGCAACCUGUGGAGCUUUGGUUUAUAAUACCAUCAGGUUCACUGACAAACCACUGCGUGAGAUCACCAAGAGUGGCUCUUUCCUCAAGGGUGCAGGACGUAGUGGCAACAAUACUAAUUGAUUAAAAAAGUGUAUGUAUAUAUAUAUAUAUAUAUAUAGAAAAAGAAAGAAAGAGGGAUUUCUACCCCUAGCUUUACUUUCUCGUUUAUUUAACUUCUUUUGCAGAAGGAGAUUGUGAUUAGAUAAGCUAUGAACUCUUUUUUGUACCCUUUUAUUAUCCAAAAUUUGGACGAUAUAUUAAGGUUAUAUUAUAUAGACAUAUAGUUCACUUA
Messenger RNA from Ziziphus jujuba (common jujube), 1313 nucleotides. Its product is annotated as aquaporin NIP1-2-like. The transcript is spliced from 5 exons. The record is from RefSeq and is a predicted model, not a curated record. The coding region runs from base 257 to 1102 and encodes 281 amino acids. Gene Ontology annotation, biological process: transmembrane transport. Gene Ontology annotation, cellular component: membrane. Gene Ontology annotation, molecular function: channel activity. Lineage: Eukaryota; Viridiplantae; Streptophyta; Magnoliopsida; Rosales; Rhamnaceae.